UCUAAAUAAAUACAAAUAGAUAUGCCACAACAUCUCCUGAAGAGCAUAAUACAAAAAGGUUUACUUAAGAAUUCAAGACUGUUUAGAAAUUAUGCUCCAAAAACCAACGACGAAAUAUUCUUUAAUCAAUAUGAUCAAACAUUUAUGACUAAUUCAUUUGUUUAAGAUUGUCUAAAAUAACAAAAGUUAAAAAUCCCUGUAGAUUUCUUUAAGGAGAGCAGAUUCGAUGACUUUGCAGAAGACCUCAAUGAUCUCUAAGUAACCAGGAGUAAGAAGUAACAAUGAUAUCUAUACAUUUAAAUUAUUUUUCUAUAUUUU
This is a messenger RNA of Paramecium octaurelia, 318 nucleotides long. The record is from the annotation of a GenBank genome assembly. NCBI's taxonomy places the organism in Eukaryota, Ciliophora, Oligohymenophorea, Peniculida, Parameciidae.